Notothenia coriiceps (black rockcod) is the source of this 2213-nucleotide messenger RNA. RefSeq names its product ligand of Numb protein X 2-like. The coding region runs from base 1 to 1581 and encodes 526 amino acids. Gene Ontology annotation, molecular function: ubiquitin-protein transferase activity; protein binding. NCBI's taxonomy places the organism in Eukaryota, Metazoa, Chordata, Actinopteri, Perciformes, Nototheniidae. The record is from RefSeq and is a predicted model, not a curated record. The transcript has 8 exons.
AUGGCGUCCCUUCGUCCCACUUCCUCCUGCAGCAUCCUUCAUCGCUUCCCACUGUCCCCCCCUGCUGUGUUCAUCACUCUCCUCCACAGCUGUGUGAAGUUGCCUUCGCUUCCUGAAGGAGAGAUAACUUCCAUCGAGGUCCACCGGGCGAACCCGUACGUGGAGCUGGGCAUCAGCGUGGUGGGGGGGAACGAGACGCCGCUCAUCAACGUCGUGAUCCAGGAAGUGUACAGAGACGGAGUCAUCGCACGGGACGGGAGGCUGCUGGCCGGGGAUCAGAUCCUGCAGGUGAACAAUGUGGACAUCAGUAACGUCCCCCACAGUUUCGCCCGCUCCACCCUGGCGCGGCCCUGCAGCACCUUGCAGCUGACGGUGCUGAGGGAGCGGCGCUGUUCCUCCAGGGCGCCUCCCUCCUCCUCCUCCUCCUCCACCCCCGCUGUUCCCCACGCCCCCUGCUCCACCCCUGAGGGCGCCCCCUCCAGCCCGGCCACCCUGAGGAUCACCCUGAACAAGAGGGACUCCGCGGAGCAGCUGGGCAUCAAGCUGGUGCGGCGGACGGAUGAAUCCGGAGUGUUUGUGCUGGACCUGCUGGACGGAGGCCUGGCGGCGAAGGACGGCCGGCUGAGGAGCAACGACCGGGUGCUGGCGGUCAACGAGCAGGACCUCCGGCACGGCACCCCGGAGCAGGCGGCACAGAUCAUACAGGCCAGCGGAGAGCGAGUCCACCUCACCAUUUGCCGACCCGCCAAACCGGCUUCUCCUUCACCGCCUAAAUCCAGCUCCACCCGAGACCUCUACUGCCUUGAUCACUUCCUGCCUAACCACAGCUGCACCCCGAGCCCUGUGCCCACCACCCUCUCCCGCUCCACCACCCACAGAGACCUCUCCCAGUGUGUGACCUGUAAGGAGAAACACAUCACGGUGAAGAAGGAGCCCCUGGAGUCUCUGGGUAUGACGGUGGCUGGAGGGCGGGGCAGUAAGAGCGGGGAGCUGCCCAUCUUUGUGACCAGCGUCCAACCACAUGGCUGCCUGGCGAGGGACGGGCGAAUCAAACGAGGUGACGUGCUGCUGAGCAUCAACGGGCAGGACUUGACGUACCUGAGCCACAGCGAGGCGGUGGGCACCCUGAAGGCGAGCGCCGCCUCGCCCUCCGUCCAGCUGCGGGUGCUGGAGGUCAGCAUGGUGGUGGAGGAGCAGGACCGCGACGAGCUGCUGCCUCACACACACGACAGCGACUUCGAUGCUAACUGGUCUCCAUCGUGGGUCAUGUGGCUCGGACUACCCAGCCUCCUGCACAGCAGUCAUGAGAUCGUCCUGCGGAGGAGCCACCCGGGCAGCUGGGGCUUCAGCAUUGUGGGGGGAUACGAGGAAACCCACGGCAACCAGGCGUUCUUCAUCAAGACCAUCGUCCUCGGCACACCUGCGUACUACGACGGCCGCCUUAAGUGUGGAGACAUGAUCGUGGCAGUGAACGGCCUGUCCACAGCAGGGAUGAGCCACUCGGCGCUGGUGCCCAUGCUGAAGGAGCAGCGCAGCCGCGUGGCGCUCACUGUGGUCUCCUGGCCCGGCAGCCUGGUGUAGUCGCGGCCAAAACCACACCACACAGAAUGUUUCUAUAUUGGGAACGACCUUGGCCAAAGUGAACUGGUACACACUACUGUACAUCCCUCCAUACCGGGCUUAAUCCAGGACCAAAAGCAUCCAGAACUGUAGUAGACCCAGCAGGACCAGGUGGGAACUGAUCCGGAGCGUGCCAUGUCACCUGACAGACUCUCACACACUGCUGUGCUCAUAUGGUCAUGUUGUUAUCACUCCUGCAGGGGGGACAUGGUACUGCAGGCUCUGUGUUCACCUCACCAGGCAGUCGCUGUAUUCAGGUGGAUGCAUGGUAGACAUAUUAAAGUAAAAUUAGCCAUGAUCCUCCACCAUCUAGGAUAAUGACUUGUAAUCAUGAUGCUCUGCAGCACCAUCCAGCUGAAUAAGCCUCGGGCCUUAUUAGAAAACCUGCCGCACCCUGGGGGGGGGGGGGGGAUCUCGACUGCCCUUAGGCCUCAUCACCAUGACAACCAGCUGUCCCAUCAGCUGGAGUUUUAUACAUGUGUGUGAAUGUGUAUACCGUUUGUUUAAUAAACAUUUCCUUCGAAGGAUUAAUGGCUCUACAGCGUGCUUUUUAACUGGGCAAGUGGGAAUUGUCUGUUAAUGAGCAAGAGGCA